This is a messenger RNA of Trichoplax adhaerens, 471 nucleotides long. RefSeq lists its product as uncharacterized. The record is from RefSeq and is a predicted model, not a curated record. Gene Ontology annotation, cellular component: nucleus. Gene Ontology annotation, biological process: protein methylation. Lineage: Eukaryota; Metazoa; Placozoa; Uniplacotomia; Trichoplacea; Trichoplacidae. The annotation marks the transcript as partial. The transcript has a single exon. Gene Ontology annotation, molecular function: protein methyltransferase activity.
AGAGGGGCUCUACUAAUGUGUGAUUUUAUACUUCAUCAUGUUCGGCUAUUUCGAGAACGUUAUUGUUUAGAAUUAGGAGCAGUUGUUGGCCUAGCGAGUCUAAUAGUAGCGCCCUAUGCAAAACGCGUUUAUGCAACUGAUAUUGGUGACGAUAUUCUAAAAAAUUGCUACCUCAAUCUUAACUACAAUGAACAUUUACUUGCCAAUAGAUCAAUUUAUGAUAUCAUUCGAGUUCGAGAAUUAAAUUGGCUAGAUGGUAUACCGAAACUAGAUUCUAAUAGUGCAGCCGGUACAAUAAACGCUCAAUUUUCGUGGCUAAAGGAUGAUCUUCUCGAAUUGUAUGAUUGUGUCGAUACGAUAAUCGCGUGCGAUGUUAUUUAUGAUGAUAACCAAACAAGUGCAUUAUUAACAUUAAUCAAAGACAUACUAACGCUAAGGAAUUCAAAAAAUAGUAGGAAACUGUUUAUGUAG